Molecule: messenger RNA, 1286 nt
Organism: Beta vulgaris subsp. vulgaris (sugar beet)
Lineage: Eukaryota; Viridiplantae; Streptophyta; Magnoliopsida; Caryophyllales; Amaranthaceae
Product: 1-aminocyclopropane-1-carboxylate oxidase
Exons: 4
Coding region: 92-1048 (318 amino acids)
Source: RefSeq, a predicted model, not a curated record
AAACAAUAUACUAAGAAGCCAUUAUUUAUUUACCUACCAAGAGUUCAAAAAGAGUGAGGAAAACAAAAGAGACCAAAAAAAGGUACAAAAAAUGGAUAAUUUCCCCAUUGUUAAUAUGGAGAAACUUUAUGGUGAUGAGAGGAAUGUUGUAAUGGAGAAAAUCAAGGAUGCUUGUGAAAAUUGGGGUUUUUUUGAGGUUGUAAACCAUCCUAUAUCUACUCAACUAUUGGACACUGUGGAAAGGAUGACAAAAGAACACUACAAGAAGUGCAUGGAACAGAAGUUCAAGGAGAUGGUGGCACUCAAAGGCCUAGAAAAUACUCAAUCUGAGAUCGAUGACAUAGAUUGGGAAAGCACUUUCUACCUUCGCCAUCACCCCAUCUCCAACAUUACCGAUAUCCCUGAUCUCAAUGACGAAUAUAGGAAGGUGAUGAAGGAAUUUGCAGGAGAAAUAGAGAAGCUAGCAGAACAACUCUUGGACUUGCUAUGCGAGAACCUUGGGUUAGAAAAAGGUUACCUAAAGAAGGCCUUUUAUGGAGCCAAUGGACCAACUUUUGGCACAAAGGUUAGCAACUAUCCACCAUGUCCUAAACCAAACCUCAUCAAGGGACUCCGGGCUCACACCGAUGCCGGUGGCAUCAUCCUCCUCUUCCAAGAUGACAAAGUCAGUGGAUUGCAGCUCCUCAAAGAUGGCCAAUGGAUUGAUGUCCCACCUAUGAAGCACUCCAUUGUCAUUAACUUGGGUGACCAACUUGAGGUCAUAACUAAUGGUAAGUACAAGAGUGUGAUGCACCGGGUGAUAGCACAGACAGAUGGGAAUAGGAUGUCAAUAGCCUCAUUCUACAACCCGGGCAGCGACGCAGUGAUCUACCCGGCGCCGACACUGGUGGAAAAACAGGAGGAGAAGUGUUCAGUGUACCCGAAAUUCGUGUUUGAGGACUACAUGAAACUCUAUGCAGGACUUAAGUUCCAGGAGAAAGAGCCUAGAUUUGAGGCCAUGAAGGCAGUGGAGAGCACAGUGAAUUUUGGUCCUAUAGCAACUGCUUAAUUUACCAAUUAGUUGUCAAUCAAUCCUUUCCUAAUUAAGUUAUAUGUUUACCUAAUAUAUAAUUAUAGGGGUGUUCUUAAAGGUUCAAGAUUAACCUGUUUUAGAAUUUGUUGGGCAUUAUCUGUUCUUCUGUUUAGCAUUAAGAUAUUCUCAAGUGUUGUGUGUGUUUGUUUGUUGUAAAAAGUGACCAAAAGUUAUUUGUGUUUCAAUGAAAAAUUUAAUGUUAUCUUUUAAAUAA